Octopus sinensis (East Asian common octopus) is the source of this 1721-nucleotide messenger RNA. RefSeq lists its product as uncharacterized. The coding region runs from base 23 to 1459 and encodes 478 amino acids. The record is from RefSeq and is a predicted model, not a curated record. Gene Ontology annotation, molecular function: monocarboxylic acid transmembrane transporter activity. The transcript is spliced from 3 exons. NCBI's taxonomy places the organism in Eukaryota, Metazoa, Mollusca, Cephalopoda, Octopoda, Octopodidae. Gene Ontology annotation, biological process: transmembrane transport.
GUUUAUUCUUAUUUCUAUUUUCAUGGCAUUGUUUAGUGAAAACCCCCAACUUAAAUGGAGGAGGAAGAAAGCGGAAGCUGUCCUGGUGGUCGCCUCUGCUUUUAUCUGCAACGUUUUAAUCCACAGUGUCAUUGUAUCACUUCAUCUGUAUUUUGCUGAACUGAAUCGAGAAUAUCCAGAUAACCGUGAACUUAUAUCAGUAAUUAUAUUCUUACCAGAAGCAGUUUACGGAUUAAUAGGACUUGUAAGUGGAGUGUUCAUAAGCAGGUUUGGUGUGCGGACAACAGCAAUGGUCGGUGUUUUGGAAAUAAUCAUAGGACUUGGUACCUCAGUGGUUUCUCCAAAUCUGCCUUUCUUGAUGUUUUCUCUGGGGAUCUUAUCAGGCAAAGGCUGUUCGUUUGUGUACUUCUCUCUGAACGUGGCUCUCUUUACAUACUUUCCAAACGUUGGUCGCCAGUUGGUCUCCUUGGUCAGUGUUGGUGAAGGUGUUUGUUUUAUUUUUGCUCUUCCUUUGAUCUCAUACUUCAUUGAAUCUUACGGUUGGCGGUAUAGUUUGCUUUUACUGUGUGGCAUCGAAAUGCACUGUAUUCCGUUCGCACUUAUCUACAGCAUGAAAGCAGGCGUCGCACAUGGUAAUUGCAAAAUGUCCAGCCAUUCUACAAGAGCAGCCAUACGAACGGCCUCGUUUUUUGAAAGCAAGAAAAAUCCACCGGCAUCAAACGAGAACCAUGCGAAUCAGCCACAAAAUAACGAGAGGAAAGAAGAUCAAUGCAAUCUGUAUUCAACUGCUACAACAAAUAAAGCUUUUGAAGACACGGAAUGUGAUGACGCUAAUAGCGGUGAUAAAGAUUCCACAAACGAUAAACCAGAACAUUUAAACUCACCACGGUUGAAUGACUCCCCUAUACCAAAUGACGAUGACAGUUCGAUAGAAGUGGAGCGACCCGAGUCCAAGGAAAAGCAUGGAAUUAAUUUAAAAAGCUGGAGAAAUUUAGCCGCAAAUAAAAUGUACAUGUUAGCUUUAAUAUCGGCGACCACCUUUCUUAGUACGUCAAUGGUCAUGCUGACGAUUCUUCCUGAUUUUUGCAUGCAGCACGGCUUGUCACUCUCUCAAGGAGCUUGGAAUAGCGCAAUAUCUUCAAUAGGGGAUAUCAUCGCACGUUUUUUGGGUUCCUGGCUUCUUCAUUCGAAACUGUUACCGAGCAUAGUGAUUUUUUCCUCAGCGAUCAUCAUAUGUGGGAUUGCAAUGUCGGUCUUUAUCGCCGUCAACACAUUGACUUAUAUCACCCUGACUUCGUUCUUUUUCAUGUUAUUCAAUGGACUCGCUUACUCUCAGUACGGUGUAAUCUUCUUGGAUCUUGUCGAUUUAGAGGACUACGCUCUGGGGAUGGGCCUGAACGAAACUCUUGCUGGCAUUGGUCUCUUACUGUGCGGUUAUCUAGUCAGUAAGUAUCUCUAAACAUUUUUGGUAUUUCCUCAAGUGAUUGGACAUGUGUGUAGGCAUGCUCAUAUACGUGUGUGCGCAUGUGCAGGAUUAUGACUAGAGAUAUAUGUGUAUGCAUGCAUGCGUGUCUGUGCAUGAGUCUGUAACGGUGAAAGAUUAUUUGUAGCUGUGAGAUUUGUUGGUAAGAUGUAAAAAAUGGUCACUGCAUGAGGUUUUAAGAAAAUACUUAUUUACCGACGAAGGACAAUCAUCCUGAAACACGUGUCCCUAGAUGCAG